AUGACCGAGCAGCGCCCGCCGCGGCCACUCUACUUCCCCCACUUCCACGAUCGCGCCGAGCCCGUCCCACCCCCGGCCGAUGGCGGCGGCCCUCGGACCCUCUUCGCAGUCAUGGGCGGGCAGCGGCAGCCCAUGCCGGCUGCCGCCGCGGCGCCCCGCUGGGCCGCGGGGCUGGCGCCCAUCGCCUACGAGCCGCUGCGCUUCUUCUGCCCGGCGGCGGCUGCGGAGGAGGGCGGGGGCGCGGCGCGGCGGCCCGGGGAGCAGCCGCAGCUGGAGGGCGAGAUCUGCGAGCUGGGAAUCCGCCUCAAGGAGCUGGAGCUGCUGGCGCUCGUCGGCGACGGCUUCGACGCCCAUCAGUAUAAACUUCUGAAGGCACUGAAAGAAGAAAAGAUACAAGGCAUGAAAGCAAAGCAGAAGCUGAAGAAAUAGCCACCAACGUGAUGAGGAUUAUUUCAGCUGGUUAUUCUGUCACUAUAUCACUAUAGAGUAUUUUAAUGGAUCUUUGAUAUUAUUUUUCUACUUAUUAUAUGCUAUUCUCCUACCAAAUUAAAA
Messenger RNA from Gymnogyps californianus (California condor), 552 nucleotides. It is a transcript of the gene C5H11orf91, whose product is annotated as chromosome 5 C11orf91 homolog. Bases 1 to 429 code for a protein of 142 amino acids. The transcript has 2 exons. The record is from RefSeq and is a predicted model, not a curated record. Lineage: Eukaryota; Metazoa; Chordata; Aves; Accipitriformes; Cathartidae.